AUGGACGGCGGCUCCGCGGCGGGCGGCGGGCCCGGGCGGCUCCUGCUCUGCGGGCUCCCGGCGGGGCUCGGCGCGCUGCGCCCCCGCUCCCCGGCGCGGGCCUCCCCGCGGCUGCUGCUCCUGCUGCCGCCGCCGCCCGCCCCGCGCCGGCCGCUCGCCGACUGGGGGCGCGCGCGCCCCGGCACCCUCGGAACCCCCGGGCCCCCGGGACCCCCGGCUGGGCGCGCCGCGGCGGGGCUCGGCCCGGGCGCCCCCGCGCUGGGCCGCGGCCCCCGCGCCGCCUGCAGGAGAGAGCUGAGCCUCUCUACUGGGUGCUUGCAGCUGGAGCACAAAAGGAAAGAGUUCACCGCCUCUGGGAGCAGGAAGCUCUACUUUGACACCCAUGCCUUGGUGUGCUUACUUGAGGAAAACGGGUUUACUACUCAACAAGCAGAAAUCAUUGUGUCUGCCCUGGUCAAGAUCAUGGAUGCCAAUAUGGAUAUUGUCUACAAAGAUAUGGUCACCAAGAUGCAGCAGGAGAUCACUCUUCAGCAAAUAAUGUCUCAAAUUUCUAAUGUGAAAAAGGAUAUGAUUAUUUUGGAAAAGAGUGAAUUUUCAAUGCUCAGAGCAGAAAAUGAGAAAAUGAAACUUGAGCUGCAUCAGUUAAAACAACAAGUAAUGGAUGAAGUGCUCAAAGUCCGAACAGAUACCAAGUUAGACUUCAAUCUAGAAAAGAGCAGAGUAAAAGAAUUGUAUUCAUUGAAUGAAAGGAAGCUUCUGGAAAUGAAGACAGAAAUGGUGGCAUUGCAUGCCCAGCAAGACCGGGCCGUCACCCAGACAGACAGGAAGAUAGACACGGAGGUUGCUGGCCUUAAAACCAUGCUUGAGUCACACAAACUUGACAAUAUUAAAUACUUAGCAGGGUCUGUAUUUACGUGCCUAACAGUAGCUCUGGGAUUUUAUCGCCUGUGGGUACAAUAAAGUAUGUAUUUAA
Talpa occidentalis (Iberian mole) is the source of this 973-nucleotide messenger RNA. It is a transcript of the gene MCUR1, whose product is annotated as mitochondrial calcium uniporter regulator 1. The transcript is spliced from 9 exons. Lineage: Eukaryota; Metazoa; Chordata; Mammalia; Eulipotyphla; Talpidae. The coding region runs from base 1 to 960 and encodes 319 amino acids. Gene Ontology annotation, biological process: positive regulation of mitochondrial calcium ion concentration; calcium import into the mitochondrion. Gene Ontology annotation, cellular component: mitochondrion; mitochondrial inner membrane. The record is from RefSeq and is a predicted model, not a curated record.